CUGUAGAUGUUUCACAUUAGGGAAGGAGACAGGUUGCGCUGUCUGGUUUGCACAUCCACUUUGCCGCUCUCUGUCCGCUGCCCGGCGCAACAAAUUAUUACUUCGCUAUCUGAGCCCUUAUCAUACAGUAACUCUCCUUGGAUUACAACGGCUAGCAACCCGUCGCAACCAGCUUUCAGUCGGCUGUUGGCAAGCGGCCGUCAGCGCGCGUGCGUGUGGCGAAGGUUGUCUGUGACGUACUGGCAGUACUUGGAACCCGGUCCGUUCUUGCAGCCUUGAGAGCGUCGCGCGCGACACCCGACAAGUUCGGGCGCCAGCGGCGCAGGCGCAGUCCGACCUCGGCGGUGGAGCCCGCGCGCCCUCUGCGCACCCGGUUUCCCGGUUUCCCUCGGGGCUCUCGCCACUCGCUGCUAGGCAAUCUCUAUCAACAUGGAUGACGACAUGGAUGACCAGGUGCCGUUCUCGCAAGAGGCCAUGCGGCACCAGGACAUGGUUUUCUCGGCCUACAACUUUGGCUCGGGCGGCGGCGCCGCACCCCCCGCGGCCGCCACCACCACCAACGCCUCUCCCACGCAGCACCCCCAGCCGCAGCAACAGCCGCACCCGGCCCCGCCGCCAGCGCACCUGCGGCACCGGCAGUACGAGCUGACGGGCGCGGCCGCCGCAGAGGCGCUGGCGGCAGCUGCUGUCCAGAACCCGAACCUGCUCCUCGCCUCCCUGUUGGAUGGAAGCCAACACGGCGAAUGCGGCGGCCCGCCGCCGCCACCGGGCGCCGGGCCGGCCUCGGCCUCGGCAGCAACGGGCGCACAGACUCGGUCAGGAGGCGGCGUGGGGGAUGGCGCGGGGCCGUCGGCUUCUGGCGCGGGCCGGGAGGAGGCCACACACGCCGGCAGCGUCUCCGCAGUGCUCGGCGCCGGCGCCGGCGGCGCCGGCGGCGCCGGCGGCGCUGAUGCCGACGGUGUCUUCGCGAGCCCCAGUGCCGGCCCGCCAGGAGCAGGAGCAGGAGCAGGCGCGGGCUCUGGGGGAGGCGGUGGCGGAGGUGGAGGCGGAGGUGGAGGCGAGGGCGGGGGCUCGGAUGCGGCGGUGGUGGCGGGCCUGGCGGCUUCGGGAGGCGGGCCGGAGGGGGAGGAGGGGCAGGGGCCGGGACAGGUGUACAGCCUGGCGGCCUCGCAGCGGCAGCGGCGGCGGCGCGGCAAGAUCUUCAGUGACCCCGUGCACGAGAUCAUCAGGCUGGAUCCCAUCCACGUGGACGUGAUCGACACGCCGCAGUACCAGCGCCUUCGCGACCUACACCAGCUGGGCCUCACGCACCUGGUGUUCCCGGGCGCGGUGCACUCGCGCUUCGAGCACAGCUUGGGGGUGGGCUUCAAGUCCUUUGAGGUGGCGGACCGCAUCUUCCGCACCCAGGGACACGAGCUGAGAAUGAGCAAGGACGACGUCAAGAAUGUGUCGCUGGCGGGCCUGUGCCACGACCUGGGCCACGGCCCCUUCUCGCACGUGUGGGAGUACGAGUUCCUGCCGCGGCGCCUGGGCAGUCUGCAGGAGGGCAGCGCGGAGUGGACGCGGCUCAAGAAGUGGAAGCAUGAGGACAUGUCUGGCGCCAUCCUGACACACCUUGUAGACGAGAACCAGAUUGAGGGCAUCAGCAGCGAGGACAUCCGCAAGAUCUGCUCGCUCAUCAAGGGCGACGGCUUCCAGGCGGAGGGCUACCUGUACGACAUCGUGGCCAACAAGCGCAACGGUGUGGACGUGGACAAGUUCGACUACCUGCAGCGCGACGCGCUCAUGUGCGGCGUGGACAUCGGCUGCAGCUUCCGGCGCCUGCUCAUGCUCACCAAGGUCCUGGACAACCAAAUCGCCUACAAGUGGAGCGAGUACUCCAACCUGUGGAACCUGUUCCACAGCCGGGCGUCUAUGUUCCGACAGGUCUACCUACACAGGAAGACCAAGUCUGUUGAGUUCAUGGUGUGCGACGCGCUGGUGGAGGCGGACCAGGCGCUGGGCUUCAGCAGGGCCAGCAGCAACGCCGAGGACUUCUGUAUGCUCAACGACACGCUUCUGAGUCAGAUCGAGCACUAUGGCCUACUGACUGGGGACUUCAGGUCCGCCAAGCGCCAGCGCGAGCAGCGCCGCCGCGCCGACGCCCCCGGCGGCGCGGACCCCCUGGCCGCGGCGGCGGGCGGCGAGGGGCUGGACAACGGCGCCGACACGCGGCUGGCUCGCGCGCAGGAGAUCAUCCGGCGGCUGCGCAAGAGGGAGCUGUACACGUUUUGCAACCAGGCCAAUGUGCCGCAGGAGCUGCUGAGGGAGGGCAAGUGGGACGACAUGAUGAAGAAGUUCACGUCUGCGGAGGUGGCGGCCUGCCACCCGCAGCUGCGGCCCGAGGACGUCAUCGUGUCCACCUCCAAGAUCGACUUCACCGCGGGAGGCGGCAACCCGCUGGACUCGAUCCGGUUCUUCCACACCUCGGACGACACGGAGGCGUUCCCCAUGGACCCGCGCCAGGUGCUGGGCAUCAUACCCGAGUUCCACCAGGAGCACAUUGUGCGUGCCUACACGCCCCGCACCGAGCCCGGCUUCAAGGAGCGGGUGGAGGACGCCUUCCAGCGCUGGUGCCGCCGCUACUUCGGCAGCAACACGCAGAUGGCCACGCCGGCGCGCAAGCCGCAGCAGCAGCAGCAGCCGGAGGCGCUCACCGCGCGCGAGGCGGCGCGCGCCAGCGCCAUCCCCUACCGCGGCGGCGCCCCUGGCACUGCCGGCGCCGCCGCCGCCGCCCCCGGCUCCAUGCGCCCUCCCGCCGGCCCCGGCUCCGCAUCCAUCACCGUCGGCCCCGCAGCCGUCCGCAGCUCCGCCGCCGCCGCCGGCAGCGUCGCGGGCUGUGGCGGCGCCGCCGGCAGCGCUGGCGCCUCCGCCGCCGCAUGCCCUAGCCUCGGUGACUGGAGCGCCGGCGGCGGCGACGCCGCCACCGCCGCCGACGGUGUCGGCGGCAGCGGCGGCGCUGGCGGCACGCCCACUCGCUCCACUCCGGUUCUGGCGGGUGGCGGCGCCGCCACUGGGUCUCACACAUUCGGUGGUGUUGGCGGCGCGGCGGCGGCCACGGAGGGCGGGACGGGCACGGGAGCCGGCACGUCGACGGCGGACGGCGGCACCGGCAAGGGUGUGAAGCGGGCGCGCGGGUUGUUUUCGCAGGAGGAGGACUCCUAGAGUAGGAGCUAAUACUCGAGCAGGAAUGGCAUUUUUGUCAGAGUACAAGAGAGGGAAUUUUGCGCGCGAUGGUUGUUGGGGCGAGACUACUCCGUUAUACAAACGUACUUACACACGUACUACAUAAGAGAUGAAUAACCGUUGUGGUGCUAGUGCCAACAAGCUCCGGCUCAGUGAACCGUCAUGCUAGAAGCGUUCUACCCCGUCCCUGCCUUUGAAGCGGACGGGGAGCAUUGCAUCACAUCCAUAAGCGUUCACUGGCCCGUUUUAAGAUCUGGACUAAGGGCGGGCGGGACGGGACGGGACGGGACGGGACUGGACGGGACGGGACGGGAUGGUGGUGUUUGAGUGCGCCGAGGUGGUGGUGCGGGCACGUUGGCUCCUUGAACCGCUGCUGUGUGCGUUCGCUUGGCUGGUUGGCUGACCGUGUUCGUGUGACGUUUUGGUUGUCCGGCAUGCACGGAACUUCGGUUUGGGAGUAAGAACCGAAACGUCCAUGCAGGGCGUGGCCCGAGAACAGGAGGACGUAAUUUGUGGAGCCUGAGGGGUUGCACGGUGUGGCAGGACUGUGACCGGCUGCAGCGCACAGAGCGCCCACACGGGGCAUACGGAGUGGAUUGCACAAUGCGGUGGGACGCGGUAAGGGGCAGGUUGGCGUAGUCCGGUACGGUAGUGUGCAGCAUGUGUUGUCGCCGCAAACGGACCCUUUGGAAGAUUGGGACCGAAGAACUUUCCAUUCCAGAAAGGUAGCCCGCCCCGGACGGCACCCGUUGCCAACCAGAGGGUCGGUUUGGGGGCCAUUUCCUUUCAGAGUUUCAGAAAGAUCAGGAUACGAGCCCUGCGCCCGAGUGGCUGGAUGGCGGCAACAUAUGGAACACUGCA
Chlamydomonas reinhardtii is the source of this 4086-nucleotide messenger RNA. RefSeq lists its product as uncharacterized. The transcript has 17 exons. The record is from RefSeq and is a predicted model, not a curated record. NCBI's taxonomy places the organism in Eukaryota, Viridiplantae, Chlorophyta, Chlorophyceae, Chlamydomonadales, Chlamydomonadaceae. Gene Ontology annotation, biological process: dGTP catabolic process. Gene Ontology annotation, cellular component: nucleus. The coding region runs from base 430 to 3204 and encodes 924 amino acids. Gene Ontology annotation, molecular function: dGTPase activity.